Messenger RNA from Zootoca vivipara (common lizard), 2279 nucleotides. RefSeq names its product solute carrier family 31 member 2 (gene SLC31A2). The record is from RefSeq and is a predicted model, not a curated record. Gene Ontology annotation, biological process: copper ion transmembrane transport. Gene Ontology annotation, cellular component: membrane. NCBI's taxonomy places the organism in Eukaryota, Metazoa, Chordata, Lepidosauria, Squamata, Lacertidae. Gene Ontology annotation, molecular function: copper ion transmembrane transporter activity.
UAUCUUUUACUGAGGGAUUGAAUUUAGGAGGAACCUGAUCAAGUGGAACGAACUUAAUUGCACACAGACGGCAACUCGCCUGCUGCUUCUGCCGGAGGAAAAAACGAAGAGGUGAAGAAAAUACUGCAGCAAGAUGAUGCAGAUGUUUUUCUAUUUCUCGGACAAAGUGGUCCUUCUUUUUGACUUCUGGAAAACACACACCCCAGCAGGGAUGGUGCUCUCAGUACUGGUGAUCAUGCUGCUUGCAGUGUUGUACGAAUUCAUAAAGGUUGGCAAGGCGAAAGUGCUGCAGUACACAAUGCCAUCCAUUGCCUCCAGCAUCAGCCAGGAGACCUUGAGAGAGCCAGAAAGGGCAUCUAUUAACACGGGCCUGGAACAGCUAAGCAGCACCCCAAAGAAUUGGUUUUCGUGGCAUGUCGUCCAGACCCUGCUCCAUGUGGUCCAAGUAGUCCUCGGUUACCUGGUGAUGCUGGCUGUGAUGUCUUACAACGUGUGGAUCUUCCUGGGAGUGAUUGCAGGCUCUGCCAUUGGCUACUACAUAGCAUACCCGCUGCUCAGUCCCAGAUAGCAGCGCUGGCAUCAGCACAGGAAGAUGGUUUAAGAGUGCUGAUUAACUGGAGACUCCUACAUUGGGAAAGGAUCUGUGGUGCUUGGAUACUGAACUGGGUAAACAGGAGUCACCCUGUUGUAGUUCCAAGAUACUUUCCCCUGCUCCCCAAUAUUUCUCCCAUCCUCUGACCUCCACAGGCAGGGCAUUUUUAAACCUUCUACCUUUUUGUUCUUUCACUGGAAUUUAUUUGUAAGUGCCUUUACUACGUGCCUUGGAACAAAUGCUCAAUAGCUAGAACUGAGAUGUUUUGCUUUCUACCCUCAGGAUAUGUAACCACUCGUCAGCUGGGCCUUGCACUGUCCACUCUGACUGGCAGCAACUCUUGAAAGUGAGGUGGGCGGGGCAACUUUACCAACCAGCUGCCCAGAGUUGCUGGGGAGACUCAGCCAGAUGGGCGGGGUAUAAAUAAUAAAUUACUAUUAUUAUUAUAAAACACUGCUAUGCUCUGUCCUCUGAGGGGAUGGAAGCCAUGCCAACUUCAUUCAAAGCACAUGCCCUGCUAUUCGGUUGCAUUCUCUUGGGGGCUUUUUAGUGUAGGGGGGCAAUGGUGGAGAUAUGUAAAAUUAUACAUAAUGGGAGGAAAGGGGAUUAGAAAAAGUGUUCCCCCCACUUCUCAUAAACCUAGAACUGGGGCCAUCCAAUAACUCAGAAGGGUGGGAGACUCUAGCAUUCAGGAGGGAAGUGCUUCUUCACACAGCACAUAAGUCAGCAAGCUAUGGUAUGCAUUACUGCUACAGCCACCAAAGUGGGCAGCAAUAAAGGGCAGCUGGGCAAAUUCACAAGAGGAUAAUGUUUCAGGUGGCUGCCACUUCUGAUGACUAGGUCCUACCCCUCCAACACCCCUCUGAAUCCCAGUUGCUGAGGAUUGUUAAUGGGAGAGAGCCAUGGGAUUCCCAUAGCCAACUGGUUGCCCACUGCCACAGCCACAGGCAAUUUGCUUCUGAAUCCCAGUUGCUGGAAACCACAGGAGGGGAGAGGGCUCUGGUGUUCGGGUUCUGCUUAAGGGCUUCCAAUGGAAGUGUCUGGUUGGCCACGGUCAGAACAGGAUACCAGAGUAUUUGGGCCAUUGGUCUGACCCAGCUGCUCUUAUUUUGUCCAGACUAUAUGUAAAGCCUUUGGUUUUGACCAAUAGAGCUCUUACAUUCUUUUAUUUUCUGGGGUGGGGGUAUUGGAUUCAGGGCACAAAAGGGAAGACUCUGCAUAAUUAACAUAAGGGACUCAGCACCACAUGGUGAGGCUGUAAAGAGGGGGGAAUCAAAUGUUAGCCUCACUAAUGCAUUGCGGGACUGGGUCUGGUCAAUGCUUGGGGGACAGGGAGCUAGCUGCCUUAUACAUAGUCAGGCCAUAGUAACAGUACUUUAUUCUGCUUUGGUCAGACCACACCUGGAAUACUGUGUUGGGAGGAAAAUGUACACAGGGUGUUUAGCAAGGAUAGCCUAUGUGGUGCCUUCUGGAUAUUGUCAACAUGACCCCCGUCAACAUGAUCAGUGAUCAGAGAUUGUGGGCGCUGUUGUCCAACACAACUAGAGGGAGCCAUUAUGGCUCCAGCUGCUGAACUAAGGAAAAACGUUUGUGCGGCAUUUUGCUUUAACUUGGAGGCACCCCCUAAAUUAAAAAUGAAUGUGCUAUGAAAUAUGAAUGUCAAAUAAAAUAUUUUACUUAACACAUC